AAGUUACGAGAAAUUACUAAAAUUGUCUAAACAAAAUCUAACUUAAAAAUUUUUAAAAACUGAUUCACUCUAUUACACAUUAUCUUGAUGCUUUCGUUAAGUCCGUCUCAUUUUAAAUGGUUUAUAAUAAAUAGAGGAAGUACUGAACUUGGAUUAUUGACAAGAUUGCUUGUAGGUCAUGGAAAUAGAUAUACGCAAAGUAAUAUGCCAAUACUUUUUAUCUUAUUCUGCAAUGCAUAAAAUUACAGCGUUAAUAAUGGAGAAAGUUCAUUGGUUAAUGAUUUUUUUGAUAUUUAUUCCAAACUUCACUCUAAUUGCUGCUCUGUAUGCUUCCAGUAAAGGAACUCUGCUUUAUCAAGAAAAACUCGUAAUGCUUUUAUCAGCCGUAGAUUUAACUGUUGCGGUUGUUCAAACACCACUUAAAAUUCUUAUUACCACAUACUUAGAUAAUAUGAAAUGCUUUCAAGUUGCCAUAGCAGCAUUUUGGCAUUUGUUUCCAACUAUGUUUUCCUGCUGUGUUGUUGUAGUUAUAUCAGUUGAACGCUAUUUAACAAUUGUACAUAACAACAAGUGGCAUGGAAUUCAAAUAAAAAAUAUUCACUUAACAUUUGUUGUCUUCUUAUUUUUUACAAUAAGUAUUGCAUUGAGUUUAUGGUUUGCAAUAUCUAUUGCAACUAGUUCCUACGAAAACUUUCCUUAUAUCUACUCAUCUAUUGGAUCUGUAACAUUUUUUUAUCUAAUUUUUGUUACAUUUACAAACAUCAGCUUGUUAACUGGUACUAAAGAAAUAAUGAGAAGCUGUGACAUCAAUAUUCAGAGAAACAAAAUGUUAGAAAAACAAUUAAAUAAAACAAUUGCGAUGAUAUCAGUUACACUUGUUGUUCUCUACUUACCUACCGUUGUAGCAAUGCUAAUUUUAGUUGCUGCGCUCAAAACAGGAAAUGAUCUAAUAGAAAAUAUCAGCAUUAUACUAAUGAGCUGGUCACUUCUUUUAUGCCAAGCAAAUUCUAUGAUAAAUUCCGUAAUUUAUAUUUUAAGAUGUCGAAAAAUUAAAAACUAUUUUCUAUAUAAAAUUUCAAAUGUAUUUAUAAGAAAAAAAAAAGUAUCAGCAUAAAAUUUAAGUGAAACUUUAAAAAAUAUAAAGCCAUUCAAACACCAGUGUUGUUGGGAAUCAGUCAUAGGUAAAUAAAACAUUUUGAAAAUUUAUAACGUAAUCCUUUAGAUAAUAAUCAUGUCCUCUACCUGCUUCAAUCAAAUAUUAAUUAAUAAUA
Molecule: messenger RNA, 1271 nt
Organism: Hydra vulgaris (swiftwater hydra)
Lineage: Eukaryota; Metazoa; Cnidaria; Hydrozoa; Anthoathecata; Hydridae
Biological process (GO): G protein-coupled receptor signaling pathway
Cellular component (GO): plasma membrane
Molecular function (GO): G protein-coupled receptor activity
Source: RefSeq, a predicted model, not a curated record